Messenger RNA from Insectozyma verbasci, 1716 nucleotides. NCBI's taxonomy places the organism in Eukaryota, Fungi, Ascomycota, Pichiomycetes, Serinales, Debaryomycetaceae. The record is from the annotation of a GenBank genome assembly.
AUGAAUAAUAAUAAUUACAAGACAACAUCAUCUUCAUCUUCAUCUUCAUCACCUCAACAGGCAUCAAAUACCAAACAUUUAAGCUCAAAUCCUUCUUCUACUACUUCAACAACAACUCCUUCUUUGUCCAAUAAUUUAGCAAAUAAUAAUGAACAUGAUAAUAAUAAAAAUCUUGAUGGUGCUAAUUACAAAUUAUCUGAAGAUCGUGCUUCGUCAAUUGGCUGGUAUUUUAUCAAAUCUUAUUAUGACUUUUUCGUCACUAAGUUGGAUGAAAUUUACAAAAUUUAUCAUCCUAAAGCUUCAAUAAUUCAUGAUUUAUUUCCAGAAGAUGUUAAAUUCAAUAACGAAAUUGAUGGUACUAUUGAUCAAAACGGAAAGGGACCUGAAGAAAUUCCUCUGGUUUAUAAAGCCAAUGGUAUUGAAGCAGUUAAGAAAUUUUUCAAAAAAUACAAUGCUCUGUCAUCAACAAAUAAUAGAAUUGUUAUUACAAGUGCUUGUUUUCAAGUUUCAAUGGAUAAAAAUAUUUUAAUCGUUACAUUUGGUGAAUGGUCUAAAAACAAUUCUCCAUUUAAGCGAUUUUGUCAAACUUUUGUUUUAGUUCCUGGUAAGAAAGAAAAUACGUAUGAUGUGUCUAAUGAUAUUUUAAGAUUCAUUGAAUCUAAUGGUUUCAAAGAUAUUUCAGAGGAAAGUCCAGCUAUGGUUCAAAGUUCUAAGUCUCAAGUAAUCGAUUCCGUAGAUUCAGUCAGUAAAGAAUCUUCAGAUAGCACCUUAAAUUUGCCACAAGCAGAUGCAGUUGAAGAAUCUGAUAAUAUAAAAGAAUCGCUUGCUCAACCAAAUAACGUUCCUCCACAAUCUAUCUUAAACGAAAGUAAUGAAAAUUUUGAUGAAUUACAAAAAGGUGAAUCAGAAUUGGAAAGCAAUGAAAAAGAGCCCCUUCAUAAUGAGAUAAAAAGCGGAGAUACUGAAGAAAUUGGUAAUGUUGCUGAAGAAAGUGCCUCCGAGAGAAAACAAGUAGAAAAUUUAGAGAAGACUGAAAAUGAUAAAGAAGAUGCUAAGAAAAAUUCUACUUCCAAACCCAAUCAACAAUUGACUUGGGCUGAUUUAGCUUACCAAGCUGUUCCAGUCUCUACUCCAAAAUCGAAUGUUGCAAAAGCUACAUCAACGACGGCAACAACUACAACAGCAUCAUCAUCAUCAUCAACAACUGCAAAAUCAACUGGUGGUAAUGCAAAAAAGUCUGCCCCUCAAUCAUCUUCUACUUCCAGUGCAGCAACAAAUGGAAAAUUUAGAAAAGAAGAUUGGUUUCCAAUUUAUAUUAGAGGUAUACGUCAAUUAGAUGAAAAAACACUAAAGCAACACUUAUCUAAAACUUUUGGUGAUUUGAAAUUUUUUAAAGUAAAUCAAAAUAUAGCCUUGUGUGAUUUUGUAGAUCAACAAGCUCAAAAGAAAGCUUUAACAGCAAAAGAAACCACUUUAGAUGGAAUUACUUUUAACUUGGAGCCAAGAGAAUCGAAAACGGGUAACAAUUAUCAUAAUAGUAAUGUCAAGAAAUUCAAUAAAGAUAAAGAAUCAUCUACAAAAGAUGUCAUUUCAAAUAAAGACAAAUUUGAAAAGGUUGAAAAUAAAAGAAAUGCAAAUACGCAUGGAAAUAAUACUUUUAAUAGUAAAAAACUGCAUGGAUCUAAUAGAAAAAUCGUCAAACCAAACAACAAAUGA